CAUGGCGACUGGAAAAAAACGUGGGUAAGUGGUGAGCUUGUCUUGUAUCAGUUUACAAAACAUUUUGAGCCUUAAUGUGGAGUAACGAGGCAUUUGAUGAUUUUACAGAUUAAAACUUCACUCAAUAAUUGAAAAGCUUUCUGAACAGUGCGAAAGAAAGAGUCCUGCGCGCGUAAGUACAGUAGUACCAUACUUUUUGCCAUUUAUAUUGUUACUAAACUUAAGGCCAGCUUAUUCUAUCACCCUACGCAAGCAGAACCACUGUGGAUGAAGCAGAGAAAUGUCUUAAAUUCGGGAGUCUUUGUUUUAAGUAGAAAUCGUCUUCCCGAGCAGUGUGCUCAACAUGGAAUGUUACAUUUACCUAGAACCAAAUUUUAUAUUGCGAGACGAUUUUAGCUUGAGCUCGUGGGAACGCCUCCAAAAUUAUUCAGUAAUAAUACCAAGGACUUUUGUGCUGUGGUUUAGGUUUGCUCUUUUUGCUAGAUACUGGCUUAAAAUUUCCAAUUAUCUAUCUUCUCUUGUAUUAAGUUCAUAAACUUCGUUUAACCUUAGGGAAAAUGAAACUGAAAUUUGUGUACACAGUCUAGGAAGUGUUGAAACUGAAAUUUCCAAAGUGACAUUUUGAGGGGAUCUUGAGAACUAAACUGUUACUCUUCGAGCUGGGGUCCAUGUCUAAACAAUUUUUCUUUAAAUGGGUAGUAUUUUUAAGCAUAAGCUUGGGUUAUUAGUCUUUUGUUUAGAAGAAUUAUUAUUUUUCAAUAUUUUAAAGAUCUUAAAUGGUGAUCUGACUUGUUGCUUUUAAACCAAACUUAUGGAAUCUUCUUGGGAAGAUAUAUAUUUUCAGAUGAACUGCAUUUCCUAAUAAAUCAUUUGUAUAUACAACAAUCAUUACCCAUACCAAGGUUUACUUUAUGGGUGAUACAAAUUGAAAUGGUUUCUUUACAUGGAUGAAAAUGUUGUGGAAAAUUGUGUUCCUUUCAGUUUCCAUUGUCUUCCCCAAUUUCCAUCUGUCUUGGCUAUCUGCUGACUUUUACAUUCUUAACUGUUUUCAUUUAAUCUUACGACAAAUCAGUUUGCAGGCAAAAGUAUCUUACAUGUCACUUUGGUUGUGAAAACUAGAAAGAAAGAUACUUGAUAAAAAAGGGAAAUUUUUGUUGGUGGAUUAAAACAUUAUGCAUUUCUGUUUCCAUAAAAAGUUUGCUCUCAUCUUGAGAAGAGGCUUGUUUGCGUUGAACUGAUUUGGCCUUGUGACAUGUGACCUUACCAGCCUUGUCUUUAUGGUUGGGGGUUUGUUUCUUUGCUGGUCUGGGUUUAAAAUGGUCAACGAAAAACUUCCACUUCCUCAAACAAUAAACUACUCUGUAAAUUAAUAAUUUAUUCAUUGAUCUCUUGCCAAUUUUUAGGAUGAAGAAAAUGAUGAUGUCCCCUUGAAUUCAAAAGUUUUAAAUAUAAAAAGGUAAAGAGCAUUAAAAAGCACUAUCCUUUGCAACCAACUGCAUUUUGCUCGUAGUUAAUCUCAGACUAUCUUGAGCUUGUUGAGUAACACUGGCAUAGGUUAUUCAAGCUGAGCCAGAGGAAUUUAUGAAGUUUAAAGGAGCUACACAUGCUCAUGUAGGUGUGUAAAUAUGCCUCUUGGUUGGUGUACAAUAUUUUUAAUCCACUAUUUAUAACCGACUGCCAUUUGUUGGUUUCCCUUUUAUUGUAUUGCCAUCUACCCAAAGCUUCCAAUAGAAAGAGGUACAUAUAAUGAAAGAGUUAAAUGUGAGAGUUUAAAGGAGCUUACGCAGUAGGUGUACUUGAGGUCAACCGUACAGUUACUUCCCAUUGGAACCAACCCAGACUGCUAGAUAAUUUUAAGUUUAGUAAUUUUCCUCAGCUGGUUUGCUCUUUUCCACUUUGCUGGGAAUGGCACAAAAAAUAUUCUUGACCAUGGUCUAUACUUUGAAAAGCCAAAACUUGUUACAAGUACACAAUAAGCUUAUCAGAUUAAAGGACUGGAAGAUUCUGGCCUACUUGGGUACUUGAAAAAAGGAGUGAUGUGUUAUUUCUUUACCUGAAUAGAAAACAAAGAAAGAGAAAUGGAGUUAAAAGAGUUUACAAAGAAGAGUUGUACAGAUCAGAUUCGGAAGAUGUAUCUUCAGAUGAAGAUGUUAAUGUUACUGGUAGGGUUAGUGACAAUGACAGCAACCUUGUUCAGGAAUUAGGACUGAAAUCAGCUGAAAGCUUAACAACAGGCAGAGUGGCUUCUCAUCCAAGAGCAGCGAAAAGAACUACAUGGAGAAAACAACAGCUAGUUAAGAAAUGUCAAAUGCCUGAGACAAGAUAUUUGGAUAACAAGGAAAAGAAGAAUAAGAAAAAAAGAAAUAUAGAUUCAGAAGUAAAUUUAUCAAAAGCUCUCAAUGGUGGCAGCAGCGAGAAAGACUUGGCUAUUGACAUAGAGUCAUUUGUGUACCACUGCCCAGUAGUAGAUGAUAUAGAUCAAGUUCCUGAAACAUCUUUGUGUCCUUUCUGCUCUGUGUUGUGUAAGAAUAAACAAGAGAUCACUCAGCACAUCAAAGAAUGUCAUAAUUCUGGUAAGGUUUGUCAUCAUUUACUCCUAAUUGUGGUUGGAAAAAAAAUUAAUUUAUGAUAUAAAAUAUUUCAUGGUCGAUUGUUGUUUAGAUAAAUUGACAUUUCAUAGUUAUGGAACUGGCCACUAAGAGUUACCAUUAAUAAUUUUUGUUAACUGUUGUUGUAAGUUGAUCAGUGUAAGUAGCAGCUGGGUUUUGGGAAUUAAUUAGGCUAGCAAACUUUAAAUGCUUGUACCUCAAGGCAACUCCUUCUAUUUGCUGGCCCUUUUUUCUGAUGCUUAGAGAACAAACUUGGGACUUUACAAGAGUCUUGCAUAGCCUUGUCUGAAGUUUUAAAAAAUGUUCUGCUCUGAUACUUGACACCCUUUCACUCCCAAGAUCUCAUUUAAUUUAGUACUGAGGAGUUAGAUGGUAAAGGGAUAGUUAUAUCCUGUAGUAAAAGCUCACUGAGGUUUGGUUCUUCCCCAUCAGAAUGUGCAGUCGUAGAUCACAGUGAAGAAGAUGAAGGGUUGUUCUCUUCAGAUUCUGGAGAACCUCUGGACAAUGAUAGCGAUGAAGACUUCACACCCAACAUGAAAACAGCACCAAAAAGGAAGAAUAAGCAAGUUGUCAAAUCAAAAAAAUGUCCAAACAAAAAGGUGAGAAAAUUUUAUUUCAGAGACUGCUCAGUGUGAGACUUGAAGGCAAGUCUCCUGUCAAGGAAAAAAAUUCAUUUAAAGAGAGCAGUUUCUAUUACUACCUAGGAUCAGUAAAGUACAAAUUCAAUCAAUUACAACACAAGAGAUGUUUAACCCUUUAACUCCCAAGAUCUCAUUUUUAACUCUCCUUACUGUCUGCCAUACAGUUCUUGUGAUGUUAGUUUGGAGAAUUUGGUAUUGGAUCAACUUGUAAUCCCCUAAUUGAUAUUUUUCUUUAUUCUCAUCACUUGUCUGCUUCAUAUUGUAUUGAUAUUGUAAGGAGAAAUUCUGUCUUGGUCACUUAUGGGAGUUAAAGGGUUAAAUUGAAUCAUACAACACAAAAAGGCCUAAUGAUAGCAACAAUUAUAGCAAUAAUACAAGGGGUGUUUAUUUGACCAAAUUCAAGUGCACUUCAAAAAUCUAAGGCAAGGGUACUGUUGAGAUUUGAGGGCAGCAUUUAUAUUUUGUCUAAAUUUCUAGCUAGAUAAGUUACUGUUAAUAAGGAGAGAAGAAACUGGUUUCUCCUUUUAUGAUGAUGAAGCAUUUGAGGGGAGGGUUCUUCUUGAAGGAUUCGCAGUGAUAAAGAGUUCUUUAAAAAACAAGACUUCAUUUUGUGACCACUGGAAAGGUGGCAAAAUGAAAAUGUUAUGUGUUUUUGUUAGUAAUAAAAGUUUCAAAAGGGGUGAAUGUAACUUGUGCCACUUAAAUUAGCCUUUGAAAAGAAAAUUGGAGAUUAAACAAACAUAAACAUUAUCCACUUACUUGUAUUACUUGCUGGUUUUCUAUGAUUUUUAUGUAGAAACCCCUUUACACAUAAAAUUAACCUGGCCUGUAAAUCUCAGAAGUGAUGAUUGGGUAAUGUGUUACUUAACUUCUCUCUAAAAUAUGUAUACAUUAUCUUGCAAACACGUUAUGAAAAUACUCAAACUUAUCAGGAAGAAGUUGUUAUCUUGAUUCAACACCAAUAAUCUUGUAACUGUUUAAUGAGGAGAUGUUUGACAGCCGAGGGGGGGAAUUAACAAACAGAUCUUGGGAAUUGAAGGGCUAAUUUGUGUUUACUUUAUUUACUUUAUUCAGAAAUGCUCUGAAGAAUCAGAAGAUGAGCUUUGCAUAGAUGUUAACAGUGUGGUGAACACAGAUCCCAGCAUCAGUGACAUUGAUAGCCUUACAACUCACAGUGCUGAGGUUUCAAAACAAGGUUUGCAAACCUCUUGCUUUUGAACUUUACUGUCACUGUUCUUGCAAAACACAUGCUUUUCCAACGAUUGACAACUUUCACCAUAGUACUGAGAUUGUCUAUUUUGUGUCCUGUUUGAUGGCAUAUUGGCAGAAGUAUGGGAUCAAUGUCAGUGUCUGAGCAACUGAAACCUACCCCUUCCCCUAACUCAACAUUAACCCUUUCUUGUUGUCAGCCGACUUUUUUUGGCCUAGGGGAGGGGUAGGUGCUCAGUUGACUUUGAUCUAAAGUAUACACGAGUCUGGUGACGAUUUCUGUUUCUUUCCAAAUAUUUAUUUUAUCCGUGAAGCUUUAUUUGUUCUUUAUUUUUAUUUGUAGACAGCAAGGAAGACUUGCCAAAAUUCCGCUGUGGUUGUCAGGUUUGUGGAAUGAGGUUUCACCGAUGGUGUGAGUUAAGAGCGCACUUAACUGCAAAGCCAGGUAUGUAAGCUACGUAAGAACUACAGUCAAGACUGAUCCUUUUCAGUAACAUAGAUGGAACUAGAGUAACACGAUUGUUGUUGGGAUUGGUGAUAAAACGCGUCUCGAUUAAGUGUCAAAACCAGAACUAAACCAAUCCCAAGAGCCAAUCAUAGCAAGGAAAAUAUCACGAGGAGCCAAUGAGAACACCUGAAGCGCGGGAAAACGCGAAUGACCAAAUUUGAAUCUGAUUGGUUCAGAAAGUGACACGAGUUUCCUGAACCAAUCACAUAACAAAAUGAAGCAAAACCAAAGCGAUUCCGGAUUACUUCCGAUACUCAAUUAAAAAUUGCUCAAAUUACUAAUGAAACCAGUUACAGCAAUUUUUUUUUAAAAGAACAUGUGAUAUUCUUGUAGUGAAUUUCAGGAAGUAUUGGAGAACCUACAGCAAAACUGCGUUUCAUGACAUUUCCAUGUUGGCCAUCCUUUUCUGAACGUUUAAAUUUUCCCUUUAUCCAAUUUCUUGUGACACUGCAGCUUUCUGUCUGUACAGACUGUCGGAAACUCUACCAGUGCGACCAGUGUGAGCAGAUUUGUGUUACAACAAGCUUCCUAAAGAAGCACAAGAAACUUCACUCUGAAGAGCGACCUCACAAGUGUGAAGUGUGUAAAGCAACUUUCAAAGACAAGGCUUAUCUCAAGCGGCAUGAAAUUAAACAUAGUGGCGUCAAGGACUUUAAAUGUGACGUUUGUGACAAACGUUUUUCUCACCAGCGUAAGUACGCAUUUGUUGCCGCUAUCUUAAACCUUUAAACUCCAAAGAUCUGAUGGUUAAUUCUCCCCUAUGGCAGUUACAUAAUUUCUCUUAAAAUUAGUUACGAGAAUUUGGUGUUGGAACAAGACAACAACUUCUACCUGAUAUUCUCACUAUGGUGACACUGAAUGGAUAUUGUAGAGAAUACUUACAUUAAUCACCUCUGGGAUUUAAAGGGUUAAUAAUCUCAGUCAGAAUUACAGUAACAGACGCGUAGACUUUAGGCCCUCUUUGGGCGUACAAAACUCUCAAAAAGUUUUGGAUGGUUACAUGGUGUGUAACCACUUUCUUCUCUGUGGGUCUAUUUUAGGUACCCUGAAGGAACACAGACGACGACACACUGGCGAAAAACCAUACAAGUGUAAAUACUGCGACGCAACGUUCUUUAAUUCUUCAAGUCUAACGACCCACACUACUAAACACACUGGCAUUCUCCCUUACAAAUGUCAAGCGUGCGGCAAGCUGUUUGCCAAGUCAUAUGGACUCAAGAUGCAUUCUCUUUCACACUCAAACGAAAAGCCAUUCGUCUGCGAGGUAAUGACCUAGGCUGUUGUUUGCUUUUUAUAAGUUGAUUUUUAUCCUUUAUUCUUUUGUUAAUAUUUUUGUGGAAGAAGUCAAGAAAUGCUGCUUAAAAUACCAGUAACAUUGCUGAGCUAACGGAGCAGUUCAAUUUAAUGUCGAAGAACCAAAACCAGUUACAAAACGGUUAGCUACUUAGUGAUUCACGUGGGUACUUGUAAUUUUUUCUUUUCAUUUUUUUCUUCAAUCAUUCAUAACCAUUUGUCAUUCCGUUUGUCUUCAUCUACAUUCGGGUUUCUUUCUGGAGAAUUUGUGUUCAAGUAUCUUAGUUGACUGUGCGAAAUGGCAGUUUUGUAAGACAAGACAGAUUUAGCCAACUUAGAAAAACUUAAUUAGAGACGUUGAGGAGUAUUUGCUGCUGUUAGUUUUGAAAGUUUUGUAGCUCUCCAUUUUUUUUCCUUUUUUUUUUUUGUUGUUGUCAUUUUGAAGAUGACAUGCAUUCAAGAAUACUUAAAGAACACUAAAACCAAUAACAACUGUUUUAUUCUCUGCUUUUAUUAAUGCACAUUCUCAUUUUAGGUCUGUGGAAAAGGUUUUAAGCGUCCAGAUCACUUUAAGCAACAUAAAGUCAUUCAUUCUGACAAGAAGCCUUUUAAAUGUGACACCUGCCAAAAGACAUUCAACCAAAGAGUGUGCCUUAGAAAGCACCUUCCUUGUAGAGAGCACGAGAAACAACAGAAAAAGCUGCAAAAUUCACAGGCGAAAGGGAAAAAAACGAAAAAGAAAAAUAGACGAGCCAAAAAGCCUUCCGCAAAGAAGAAUGAGAAAUUAGAUGUUACUGGAAUAACUUCACAGGACACCACUUGUCACACAAUUAAUGAUACAGCCACUGAUUCAUGCGAGGUUUCAACCGACUUCAUUUUGUCGCCCAUGGAUGCGAGUGAGACGUCCCUUUUGGAAGGUUGCUAUUCUCCACCGUCAUUCGUCCGGCCUGCUUCCAAGUUACUUGAUAAUGAUUAUUAUCCUAGUCAACAUGAAACCCAUCAGGAUUUUCAGCAGCAAGACAGAGAUUUUUCAACACAGCACUUGACGGACCGAGCUCAAACAAGUUUACUCUCAGCGUCGUUCGUUCCAACCAUGUUCAGUGUCGAGGAACCUCUGACACUCGAUACACUUCCUCCGCUCCCGACCCAGGAUACGCAUGCGUUAUCCGAAAGACCGCUGAGUCAUGAAAAUGCAACUGACUUAGGUUCAGUAUUGCUAAGUAGCGCGAUGGGGCCAGAGAACUUGAGUUCCAUUGUUGGUGAGACAAACUCGUUGUUUGCUCAAGAUUAAAUGGAUCAAGACCAGUAUCUUAGCAACUGCGCACUCUCCCCUCCCCUUACUCAACAACAGUCAACUGAUAACAAGGCAAGGUUAAGUUGGGUUAAGGGAGGGGUAGGUGUGCUCAGAUACUGACACCAUAGGCAGAUCACACUAUGCGUUCUUGGUUAAUAAUUGUUGACAUGAGACGAACAAAAUCUAUGUGGGUUGUGAAUAAAGAUCUGAAAAUUAAAUAUCUAAAUUAAAUCUCAGUCGGAAUAUCUCAGUAAAGUUAAAUGAAAUGUUAAUCGACGCAUUUGUGAUAUUUUUUAAGCCUUUAAAGCGUCGUUUGAAGCGUCGUGGUUUUUAAGCCUUUUUUUUUUAACUCUCCGAGUUUUUUAAGCCUUUAAAGCGUCUGUUUGAAGCGUCGUUUUACAAAAUUAAUUUCGGCCGAAAGCCGUUAAAAGGGGAAAGAGAGACCCUUUUUCUCAGGUUGUUGAGAUAUGCAAUUUUCAGAGCUUUAUUCAUAACCCUCAGAUUUAGUUUCUCAUGUCAACAAUUAUUAUCCACGAACACCUAGAGUGGUCUUCCUGUGCUGACACUGAUCCGAUUAAGCUCAUCAUAUUUCAUAAAUUCUCCCCAGUUAAGGUUACACAAACAGUUUCGUUUUUUGAAUCCUAUUUAAUAUAAAUGAUCUAAAAUUAAGGUAACACUAAGGUACCUGUGAUAUUUAAUUAUUUAAUUAAGUAUUUAAUUUAUUUAUAUAAGGGAGACAACUAUUGACAUUCGCAAAUUGCAUUCGUUUCAGUUGUAACCAGAUCGGUGUGAACACUGUUUUGAAAUAAAUCACC
Pocillopora meandrina is the source of this 8369-nucleotide messenger RNA. NCBI's taxonomy places the organism in Eukaryota, Metazoa, Cnidaria, Anthozoa, Scleractinia, Pocilloporidae. The record is from the annotation of a GenBank genome assembly.